UUUGAUGUGUUCGAAUCAGUACAAAUUUAUUAUUGGUGAUAGGAAAACGGAAAUAAUCGAUGUGUUUAAAUCGAGAUUUAAAAGUUUAUUUGCAUCUACAUACAUAUGUAUACAUACCUGAAUUUCUGUGACUCAAGCUCAAUGGAUUUAUCACUAGGGUUAAUCAAGCCCUUCGUAAUAAUCAUUAACAUUAUAUAUGCACUACUUGCUUUUUCAACAAUUGCUUUAUAUGUUGGGAUUUUGAAUGUAAUUCCCGAUGAUCUCAAGUUAAUUUGUACUUAUCUACUUAUUUUGUCCUUGUUUGAACUCCUCCUCGCAAUAUUUGGUUGGUACAGUGCACACAAAGAGAAAGAAUGGUUUAUGUGGACGUAUAUCAUAAUCCUAAUCGUAACUAUUAUUGGCCACUUGCUUAUCCUUCUUUGCUCUACUAUCAAAAACAGUGCUGAUAUCGAAAAGAGAGCGCAGCAACAUUUUGACGAAGCAUGGCAGUCACAUUUAAAUGGCGAUGAUAAUCUUAUAAAUGAAUUGCAGAGCAAGCAUCGAUGCUGCGGCAAAGAAAGCUCAGAAGACUAUAAAAAAGCUAAGCAACACAUACCACUAAGCUGUUAUGAGGGCAAGAAGACCCAUGCAGGUGAAUUGUUCAGUAAGGGGUGUGAGGAAACGAUCAAAAUGAGCACCACGAUAUGCGGAUCACUUACGAUAGGCUUUACUUGGGCCACAUUAGGGCUUGAGAUCAUUGCUUUAUUCGGUGCUCUUUUCUUGCCAAUUAGCAUCAAACGUGUAUCUUUCAACAUUUAAAAUUAAUCUACUUACAUGUAUAUUACUAAAGCUAUUGUA
This is a messenger RNA of Anastrepha ludens (Mexican fruit fly), 837 nucleotides long. Its product is annotated as protein late bloomer-like. The record is from RefSeq and is a predicted model, not a curated record. The transcript is spliced from 5 exons. Lineage: Eukaryota; Metazoa; Arthropoda; Insecta; Diptera; Tephritidae. Gene Ontology annotation, cellular component: membrane. Bases 106 to 798 code for a protein of 230 amino acids.